GAGAGGCCGCCGCCCCUUCCCGGGAUGACUCGGCAGGUUCCUUUGCCUUCUCAGAGCUCCGCGCUGGGCCGCAAUCCGACCGGUGCAGCUCUGGGGCAGGCUGGAGAUGAUGAGCCCGCCGCGGUCCCUGCAUUGCGGGGAAGGGUUGGGCUAGAGGACCCUCAAGGGCUCCUUCCAGGUCUUCUCUGAUUCUGGGAGUACCUUUGUGGCAGACUGGAGUUCAACAGAUGUACCUUUCCCGCAGCGAUCCACCUAUUCCUCCUUACAUUUGGGAGGCAUACCAGCUCCACCCCCCCCCCUCAACUGCCCUGUGAGGGAGUCAGGUUAAGAGGCAGUGAUUCUGCUGUUUCUUUGUGUCAUACUACAGCCUAGAAGCACCAUGUCUCGAAGAUAUGAUUCGCGAACGACAAUAUUUUCCCCAGAAGGUCGCCUGUAUCAGGUUGAAUAUGCUAUGGAAGCCAUUGGACACGCAGGCACCUGCCUGGGGAUUUUAGCAAAUGAUGGAGUCUUGCUGGCAGCGGAAAGGCGCAACAUCCACAAACUUCUGGAUGAAGUAUUUUUUUCAGAGAAAAUAUACAAACUCAAUGAGGAUAUGGCUUGCAGUGUGGCUGGCAUAACUUCAGAUGCCAAUGUGCUAACGAAUGAACUGAGGCUGAUUGCACAAAGGUAUCUGUUGCAGUAUCAAGAACCAAUUCCUUGUGAGCAGUUGGUAACAGCCCUGUGUGAUAUCAAGCAAGCUUAUACACAAUUUGGAGGAAAGCGUCCUUUUGGAGUGUCACUGCUGUACAUUGGCUGGGAUAAGCAUUAUGGAUUCCAGCUCUAUCAGAGUGACCCUAGUGGGAACUACGGAGGAUGGAAAGCCACCUGCAUUGGAAACAACAGUGCUUCAGCUGUGUCAAUGUUAAAGCAAGACUACAAAGAGGGAGAGAUGACCUUGAAAUCCGCCCUUGCCUUGGCUGUCAAAGUCCUGAACAAAACCAUGGAUGUCAGUAAACUCUCUGCAGAGAAAGUUGAGAUUGCAACCCUGACGAGAGAGAAUGGAAAGACAGUAAUAAGAGUUUUAAAGCAAAAAGAAGUGGAAGUGUUGAUAAAGAAGCAUGAAGAGGAAGAAGCCAAAGCAGAGCGUGAAAAGAAAGACAAAGAGCAGAAAGAAAAAGAUAAAUAACUUAAGCACUUUGAAGUGGGGGAAAUGGGCAUUUUUCAAUAAACAAAUACAGAUCUUAUUGGUGGAGUGAAAAAGCUAGUAAUGCUGCUUAUUGAAUCGGGUCCUUUUGUACCAGUAAAACGUGUUGCCCACUUCUUCAGAGAAUUAUAAUUUCUUGGUUCUACUCGUCUUUGUUUUUUAUUACUUAAUAAAACAAUACUGUUAAA
Molecule: messenger RNA, 1371 nt
Organism: Zootoca vivipara (common lizard)
Lineage: Eukaryota; Metazoa; Chordata; Lepidosauria; Squamata; Lacertidae
Gene: PSMA4
Product: proteasome 20S subunit alpha 4
Biological process (GO): ubiquitin-dependent protein catabolic process
Cellular component (GO): proteasome core complex; proteasome core complex, alpha-subunit complex
Source: RefSeq, a predicted model, not a curated record